AGCACAACAACAACCACUACUAAUAGCCCUUCUGCUACCACAGCCAUCAUCAAUACCACAACCACUGUUUCUACUGUUUCUAAAAUAUCUCCCACAUCCAAUGCCAUGAGCACCACAACUGAUAAUUCUGCCACCUCGAUUCGCACUAGCACUGCAGCUAAUUUAUCUUCCACCUCCAAUGCCAUCAGCACCACAAUUAAUAUUUAUACCACCCCGAUUCUCACUAGCACUGCAGCUAGUCUAUCUUCCUACUUCAAUGCUGCUAACCAUGCAUCUACCUUCUCUUCCACCUCUUCCAUUCCUGAUACCACUGCAUCCCACGUAUCUACCACCACCACUGCUAAUACAACUUCCGGAGUCUAUACAAUAUCUUCUACCUUGCCAUCCUCCAGUACUGCUAGCCGUACAAGUACUUUGGCAAAACCUACAACUUAUAACCCAACCACCGCAAUUUCAUCUGUGAAUGUUGGUUUAGUAAAAUGUUUGGACGCAGCAGAUUUUUACAACGGGGAUAUCAUAACGGUUCGCUGUCCAUCAUCGUGUGACGUCAGUCCUUUGGUUUGGGGAACAGACAUAUAUGAAAUUUAUUCAGACAUCUGUGCUUCCGCUAUACAUGUUGGAAGAAUAACCAGCAGUGGUGGAUACGUUACUUACCAAAAGCUACCUGCACAGGACUGGUACCAAGGAACCAAACGAAAUGGUAUCUUGUCCUAUGACCUCAGUUAUGGGGAAGGAUCUUUUACAUUUCUCUAGAACUUAGUUAUGUUAUAGUACAUGUGAACAGUUCUUGACUGUUUGUUAUUUAUGUAUGUAUUUUUGUGUUUAAUAGCUACAAUUCCUGGUUCCACCGCAAAGGGUUACUCCAAUCAAAAAUCAGUGGUUUAAGAAGAAGAAUGGUUUUGGUUAGAGUAACCCUUCGUAUCUUGGUCUCCCCUCAUGUCAAAGUUGAAAAAUAAAUAGAUCACAGGUAAAACUUAGCUUUGUUCCAACGCCUAUGUUUUCCACUCAGCACAAUCUUCCUUUUGGGGGAAGAAAGGGCAUGCCGCCAUUAGACUAUUGUUGCCAGUAUGGUAAAGAGUUUGUUUAGGUUUUGUGAGGGGUUGAAUGUAGUGAUAGGUAAAAAGGGAUUUUUAUGGCAUGAGGAGUUUGAAGGGUUAUAUGCAAAGUACUCACCCCCACAUGUCUACCGUAGUCCAUUCAGCUUCCUGUUAUUGAUGGCAGAGUUGCAAUAGCAUUU
Pelobates fuscus (common spadefoot toad) is the source of this 1237-nucleotide messenger RNA. RefSeq names its product cysteine-rich secretory protein LCCL domain-containing 2-like. The transcript is spliced from 4 exons. The coding region runs from base 106 to 753 and encodes 215 amino acids. The record is from RefSeq and is a predicted model, not a curated record. NCBI's taxonomy places the organism in Eukaryota, Metazoa, Chordata, Amphibia, Anura, Pelobatidae.